CCCCCACCAACUUGGAGUGUGGCCCACCUGGAUGGGAGAACUGGUGAAGGAGAAACUGCUGCUGCUGGAAUAAAUGUUUAUGGUCAGGAACACCAGGCAGAGGGUGUGAGCACAGGUGUGGUGCCCAGAACCAGCACAGCCGGUGCUGGGAAGGAGGGAGAAGGCCGUGGCCACACACAGAAGCCUCCCCAAACCUAUCAGUCAGGACGCCAGUUGACUUGGCCUUGUAUCUCCCCGUGGUGACUUAACCCUAUAAAACCUAUAAAAGUAUCUUCUUUUAGAGAUCCCCAUGGCUUUCCUUUUCCUAUAAUAUCUCAGAAAGGGAUCUGAUUUUUCCCAUCAGCCCGUCCCCAGGACUGAAACUCCAACAUCAGAAUGCCAAUCUGAGGGUGAAGGCGUCUUCCCGGGUGAGGAGCCCAGGGACUUGCUGUCAGUCACUCACACCCUCCAGGGGCACUAACGCACACAGCGUUUCUAGGGGGGCAGCUCACUGGAGCAGGUCUGGGGGAGCGCAGGGUAUGAGAAAGGAAAGAGGAUCCCAGGGAGGCCAGGCCUGGAGACCGCGCUGGUCCUGGGAGGUGCGGUUCUCACCCCGUUGUACAGGGGAGGGAAACUGAGGCACAGAGGGGUCAUGUAAUCAUGAGUUCACUGUCCCUGGGCAGAGGAACCAGAACCCACGCCCUGGCCCCCAGAGCCCACACUCUGACCGUCACGUACAGUGAGGCAGUAUCACAUGGUGGCCGGGUGCACAGCGUCGGGGUUCAAAUUCCAGCUGCUCUGCUAUUUCUAGCUGUGUGACCUUGGGUGAUGUACCCCCUCUGUCCUCACUCGUGAAGUGGACAUAGUAGUAGUUGCCUCGCGGGGUUCCCUUAAUUGAGUUAACAGCGGUAACACGUUUGGAGCAGCGUCAGGCGUGCAGCCCCACCGUCCGGUAAAAUGAGCUAUUAUUCCUGAACCCCAUGACCUUGAAGAGUCCAGGGUUCUUCAGGAGCCUAAAGCUUCGCCGGCCCCGGGGGCUCCCGGAAUCUUCCCGCGGCAUUCUAGGCUCUUCGGGCUGUGCUGUGGCGUCCUGCUUCCCGGCCGGCCCAGCCGGCGUGGGGCCACCUGCCCAGCCCAGCGCAGCCCCACGCAGGCAAAUGAGGUGAUGUCAAAGCCCUGGCCGGGGCCCAGCCCUGAAUCCUCCCCCUCUCCCUCCCUCAUGUUUCCCCUCCUUCAGGUUCACACACACACACACACACACACACACACACACACACGCACACGCACGCACACAGGCUCUGGCCGCCCCAGGGAAGGUGAGAGGGAGCGAAGGUGGGCGGGUGGCCCGGGGCCAUCGAAGCGUAGCUCCUGGCCCGGUGCGUGGUCCGCCCCCUGCAGCCGGCCCGGAGCCGCCGCCCCGCCGCAGCCAUCCCCGAGCGUCCCCUCCUCUGCGCCAGCCCGUGUCACCCCAGCCGGGGCCUGGCCGGGCAGCCAUGGCUGACGAGAAGACCUUCCGCAUCGGCUUCAUCGUGCUGGGGCUCUUCCUGCUGGCCCUCGGCACGUUCCUCAUGAGCCACGACCGGCCCCAGGUCUACGGCACCUUCUACGCCAUGGGCUGCGUCAUGGUGAUCGGGGGCGUCGUCUGGAGCAUGUGCCAGUGCUACCCCAAGAUCACCUUCAUACCCGCUGACUCGGACUUCCAAGGCAUCCUGUCCCCAAAGGCACUGGGACUCCUGGAGAAUGGGCUCGCUGCGGAGAUGAAGAGCCCCGAGCCCCCAUACGUCAGGCUGUGGGAGGAAGCCGCCUACGACCAGAGCCUGCCCGACUUCAGCCACAUCCAGAUGAAGGUCAUGGGCUACCAUGAGGACCCUCGCCCCCUGCUGGCGUCGGGGCCAGGACAGCCGCAGCCGCAGCCGGGAGCCGGUGAUGGAGGAGAAGGUGGCCCUCGUGAUGCUCAGGCCUGGAUGGAGGCCACCGUGGUCAUCCACAGGGGCUCGGAUGAGGAUGAGGGUGGAAGCCAGCCCACUCCGAGCAGGCCUGGCCUCCAGGCCUGUCCCCAGGGCCCUGCACCGUUGGCUUCCUUCCGAGAUGAUCUAGACAUGGACUCCAGUGAGGGCGGCAGCCCCAACCCCUCUCCACCUGAGGGGGAGGGGCCCCAUCCCCCGCCUCGGGAGCCCUGGGCCUGCAGGUGCCAGCUGGACCGCUUCCAUGACUUUGCCCUGAUUGACGCUCCCACACCAGAAGAUGCACCUCCAGAGGGGCAGCGGCAGGAUACGGCCCUGUCCAGCUGUCGGCAGCAGUCCCAGAGGACAAAGGAGGAGGAAGAGAAGGUUUCAGACACAGGAGCAGAGGAGCCAGAGCAGGAAGAGGAAGACUUGUACUAUGGGCUGCCGGACAGCCCUGGUGACCCCCUCCCGGACAAGGAACUGGGCUUUGAGCCCGACGCCCAGGGCUGAGAUGGAACCAUUCCUUGGGUUCUAGCCCGACACCACUGCUAAUCCCCAUGUGACCUCACAGGGCCUUAAUGUCCCUGUCUGCCAAAUGGGCUUAUGUGGAGGUUCAUAGGAGUAAGUGGACCUGAGGGCAUUUUGAAUGCUCAAAGAAGUGCGCGGGAGGGGAUGCUUGCUGUCCAUGGACCAUUGCUCUUCAACUAUUAAUUGUCUUUGGUGAAGCUUUGCAGGUAAAAUAUGAUUCAUUGAGAUUUGCAGCCGCUGGGGCCCCCAAGAGCUGUUUCUGCCUCCCCACAAAGCUGGAUUCUGAACAGACCCUCCUUGGUGCUACCCCUGAGGCCCUGAUCCUCUGUGAGGGCCUCUUAGGGCUCCCGUUCUGUCGAGUCUUGUAGCCGACCCCCCAUGCUCCCCCCCGCCCCACCCCUAGGUAGCUGGAGUGAUCCAUCUUCCCUCAGAGCUAACCACGUUCAUCCUGCCCACUCCCUCCUGUGGUUUCCAUUGCCCCAGAUCCAAACCUUCCCUGACUCACCUCUGGUGACUUCCCAGCUUUCUCCCCCUUCAUCCCAUGCCUCAACCUCUGUUGCUCCAAUUCCCAGCCCACUCCCCCACCCCCACCCCCACCCCAAGACCAUCCUAAGCUGUCCCCUCCACCAGUAGGCCCUGUGCUUCCUUGUCUGGCAAAUUCACACUCAUCCUUCAAACCCUGGCACAGAUGUCCCUCCUCUGAAAGCUUUUCCCACUGUUACCACUUACCGCUUCUCUGAAUACGUUCUUUCUGGCUCCUCUAUGCCAUCUUUGGGCCUUGUACGUUUGUUGCUGGAGCAUGACAACUGCUCAAGGCUAGCGUCUUUGCUCUACUCGCCUCAGUAUCUCCUGUGCUCAGAUCAAUGCCCACUGAAGGUUUACAAAGCCGACCAGAGCCUUUUGCAGAUGAGCCUUUUGCAGACACCCAUGCCCUAAGUCUUAGAUUCCCAGGCCCUUCGCUCUCCCCGCUUCCCUCCCCCCCAUCUCUGGUAUGCAAACCUCCAAAUGGCACACCAUAUGAGUCACAAAGGCAGGCAGAAAGUCCCCAAAGAAACCCCCUUCCCUGCAGAAUACAUCUGCAUUGGCUCGGGAUGGUGGGUGAAAUGAAGCCUCCUGGCUUGAUUCGAUUUGAUUCGGGUGGCAUUUACUGAGCAUCCACUGUGUGCCGAACACAACGCCAGGAUUUUUAGGGGGAGACGGACGUGAACUGGUAAGAUUCUUGUCCUCCAAGAGCUUACAGUCUACUGAGCUUGGUGCCUUGUGAGUUAGGAACAGAGGCAGAGUACAAGCCAAGGUGGGAGCAGAGAAGUUAAAAAUGGCCAGCAGAGCCCAGAGGUGGUGGAGUGACAACCACACAACCAUCUCUGGUCCAUUGAAUGCAGGGACAAAUAGCUCAGGCUCCCUGAGCAGCCCCCGGAGAUACCACUGUACUGUAGGCACACAGUGUAAGGCCUUUAACAGGCUCAUCUCUGCAAAGUGCCUGCGUGCCCCAGCACGGACAGCGGCAGCUUCAGAGAGAGGGGCCGUGGUACCCCUUCACGCCAGGUCCGCACGCUCAGAACUUGCACCCUGGGCCGCUGGGCGGAGGAGACCUUCAUCUAGGCUUGGCCUCUGGGUUGGAGUUGGGGAUCUCAGCUGAGGGAAGGAGAGGCCCCCAGGGCUGAGUCCAAAGUGCUUGCCCCUGGGGCGCCUAGAUGGCGCUGUGGGUUGGGCCUCCAAUUCUUGGUUUCAGCUCAAGCCCUGGUCCCAGGCUUGUGAGAUCAAGCCCGAGUCAGGCUCCCUGCUCAGCGCAGAGUCUGCUUAAGACUCUCCACCUCCCUGCCCAGUAAAAAAAAUAAGUAAAAAAAAAAAAAAAAAGUGCACACCCCUGGAAACACACUCCUCUUUCACUCUGGGUCAUUACUACCUCGAGGAGGAGAGCCUUUAUGGUGAGGGGUGCCAGUGGAUGCAUCCCCCUGCUGUAAUGUGCUCUUGCUAGUAGCCCCGAGACUGGGGACACAGUGAGGGGCAGUGUGCCCUGCUUACGAAGUGAGGGAGGGAGCAGGUGACCUGCAUCAGAAGGGUUGUCUGGGCAAACAGCUAAAAUAAAGUUUUCAGUGUGUAAAA
Molecule: messenger RNA, 4559 nt
Organism: Canis lupus familiaris (dog)
Lineage: Eukaryota; Metazoa; Chordata; Mammalia; Carnivora; Canidae
Gene: BSND
Product: barttin CLCNK type accessory subunit beta
Exons: 4
Coding region: 1473-2435 (320 amino acids)
Biological process (GO): chloride transport
Cellular component (GO): basolateral plasma membrane
Molecular function (GO): chloride channel regulator activity
Source: RefSeq, a predicted model, not a curated record